AUGGAGACCGUAAGCAACGUGGCUUCUGCCGCUGCUAAGGCUGUCUGGGGCGAGAAUAAGCAAAACGGCUCGGAACCUAUCUCGGGGCAGGCUGGCGACACUUCCAAAGGUGAACCAUACGAUGCUGGCAACAUUGAGGAUCCUGAAGUCCAAGCCGCCAAGACAGGAACCAAUGGCGAGGCCAACAGAUCAACAGUACACACUAAAGAUGCCGAGUUCUCUAAGGAGACAGGCACUGCAGCAGAGGCCAAGGAUACGCCAGACAACCCGUCGACAGAGCUCAAGUCGAAGACCGCACCCGACGACACAACCAAGGCCCAGAACGACACGCGCAACCCAGAGGACCCGAAUACACACCCCAAGUCCGCGCCUACUGACGUCAACGACAACGAGGGCGGCCCGAACGAGGCCCAGAAGCUAGACGGCCCCGGGCCUAAACCUCUCGACGAAGUAGCGCGCGAUCACGGCGGCGACGCGGGUAAAAUACAAAAGGACAAGAGCAAACCGCUUCCCGGCGAUGAAAGCGAGGGCAAGAGCAGCGGGACUAGCGGCGAAGACGAAGACAAAGACGGCCCGAACGCGAAGAGUACCGGCGAUGGCACCGGCGAGAAGUACGUUAAGAGCAGCGGCCUCAAGGCCGACGGCGGGGACUUUGACGCUUCGAACCCGGGGGCCGGUAGGGAAGCUGAUCGUCUGCUAGAGGAGAAGGGAAUCCACCCCACAGGCCCGAAAGGCGAAAAUCCUGCGCCGGAGCACAGCGACAAGAAUGAUAAGGACAAGAAGAGCAUGGGGCAGAAAAUCAAGGAUAAGUUGCACCGACACUGA
Molecule: messenger RNA, 825 nt
Organism: Daldinia vernicosa
Lineage: Eukaryota; Fungi; Ascomycota; Sordariomycetes; Xylariales; Hypoxylaceae
Exons: 3
Coding region: 1-825 (274 amino acids)
Source: RefSeq, a predicted model, not a curated record